Molecule: messenger RNA, 2779 nt
Organism: Pimephales promelas (fathead minnow)
Lineage: Eukaryota; Metazoa; Chordata; Actinopteri; Cypriniformes; Leuciscidae
Source: RefSeq, a predicted model, not a curated record
ACACACACACACACACACACACGGACAUGCGAUUUACACUCUCAGUUCUGUAUGGGCUUGUUUCCCCUUCUGAGAGGAGGGGAGAAUAAGAGGGGUGAGCCUCGGCGACUGUAUAAUAACGACCGAAGCGUGCUGGUAAAACGUAACUUUCGUGGCCAGUGUAUACGCUGGACUUCCUGAACUUUUGACUGGUCGCCUGCAUCAGGUAACACCUCUAAUAAGUAUUUCACUUGGCACCCGGCGUCUCUCCUCCGCGUGGGUUUGAACAGCACAAGUGUUCGGCUUCGGCUGCUGAAUGUAGGCCAAAGGGCAUGAACAAAAGCGCUAUAACUGAUUUCAUGGAGAUGCAGUAUGAUCCAGAUUUGCAGUUUAAACUGGCUUAUCCGGAUUCAGAAAAAGAUGACACGGGCCUCAAAAUCCGAGUGAGGGGCCAGUGGUCCAGUAAAGUGGAGUUUAUCUUAGCUGUUGCUGGCCAGAUCAUUGGUUUGGGAAAUGUAUGGAGGUUUCCAUAUUUGUGUUACAAGAAUGGAGGAGGAGUGUUUUUCAUUCCAUAUUUGGUCUUUCUCUUUGCCUGUGGCAUUCCUCUUUUUCUUAUGGAGACUUCUCUGGGUCAGUACACCAGCCAAGGGUCUGUCACCUGCUGGAGGAAGAUCUGCCCACUAUUUGAAGGUCUGGGUUAUGGGAGUCAGGUGGUCAUCUUCUAUUCCAGUGUCUACUACAUCGUCAUUUUAGCCUGGGCUUUCUUCUAUCUCUUCUCUUCUUUUAGUAGUGAACUACCAUGGGCUACCUGCAAGAACUGGUGGAAUUCAGAAAACUGUGUUGAGUUUGAUCGAAUGGGAAACCUGAGCUUAUUGGAGAACGCAUCAUCACCUGUUAAAGAAUUUUGGGAGAGGCGAGUAUUGAAUAUAACUGGAAGUGUGAAUGAGCUGGGCAGUGUGAGAUGGGAGCUGGCUUUGUGUCUCCUGUUGGCCUGGAUCAUCUGCUACUUCUGUGUAUGGAAGGGAGUGAAGUCCACAGGCAAGGUUGUAUAUUUUACUGCUACAUUUCCGUAUGCUAUGCUACUCGUGCUUCUGAUUCGAGGUCUUACGUUGCCUGGAGCCAUUGAUGGCAUCUCCUUCUACCUCUACCCAAAUCCAACACGCCUUGCAGACCCACAGGUGUGGAUGGAUGCCGGAACACAAAUAUUUUACUCCUAUGCUCUUUGCAUUGGGUGCCUUACAGCUUUGGGAAGCUACAAUAAGUACAACAACAACUGCUACAAAGACUGUAUUUAUCUGUGCCUGCUGAACAGUGGAACCAGCUUUGUGGCUGGCUUUGCCAUCUUUUCUGUUUUAGGCUUCAUGGCCUUGGAACAGGGGGUUGAUAUCUCAAUGGUGGCAGAGUCAGGCCCUGGUUUGGCUUUCAUUGCAUAUCCACGAGCUGUAGCAAUGAUGCCUAUGCCUCAGCUGUGGUCCAUAUGUUUCUUCAUCAUGAUUAUUCUUCUGGGCCUCGACAGUGAGUUUGUGGGUUUGGAGGCUCUCAUGACAGCCAUAACAGACAUGAACCCCACUUUCUUUCUCCAAGGACACCGUCGUAAACUCUUCCUCCUCAUCAUCUGUACAAGCUGCUUCUUCAUUGGCCUCCUGAUGGUAACAGAGGGUGGCCUGUAUAUCUUCCAGUUAUUUGAUUACUAUUCCUGCAGUGGAAUGACCCUCCUGCUAUUUGCCAUUGCACAGUCAAUAUGUAUUGGCUGGUUUUAUGGUGCUGAUCGUCUAUAUGAAAACAUUGCAGACAUGAUCGGUUAUCGUCCUUUGACGCUAAUGAAAUACUGUUGGAAGUAUGUCACUCCUGUUGUGUGUAUAGGUACAUUUAUCUUCUCUUUGGUCAAAUUCACUCCUUUAAAGUUUAAUAACACAUUUGAAUACCCCUGGUGGGGCUAUGCUGUUGGUUGGUGGUUCACUCUCUCUUCAACAUUGUUGGUUCCUUUAUGGAUGAUCUAUGUUAUCCUGAUCACUCCUGGUACACUGAAAGAGAGACUACGUGUCCUUUGCACUCCAGCAAGUGAUCUACCUUUGACAUCAGAAAGACAAAAAGAGACCCUAUGACCGCAACCAAUAAUGCCUUUAAAGACCUCAUGAGAUUUCAAGAAGGCAACAAAAAACUGUACACAACUGUGUUUAUUAAGUUAUUGAAUAUUACUAUCUACGUUUCUCAGUGGCAAGCAUCUAAAAGUUGAUUGCUUUAAACUGGAAAUGGAAAAUAUAAGCAUAACUUCCGCGUAUAGCUGAGGGAAACUCAGUUUGACGUCAUCUUUAAGUGUGAUAGCGCCACCAGCUUUGCUGUAUCUUAAACAGUCAGAAGAUAUCAGUUCUUCUGAUAGAAGAAAAAAAUAAUUUAUUGCCAUAAGGGACCAGCCCUAUUGUGGAUAGACCAAUGUUCAGUACAGUUGGUAUAUGAGAUUAGUGCUGCUCACUAUGACAGACUUGUUGUAAAAGGAGUCAUAUCAAUCAAAUGUCACAUUGUAAUAGAAUUUUAGAAUAGUCAAAUUUCUCACGUUUUUGUAGGUCAAUCAAGCGCUUGUGUUUUAAGAAAGUAUUAAGAAAGUAAAUUAUGUUGGGGGUAAUUGUUGUACAUUCAAUAUUUUGCUACUUAAAUCUGCUUGGACGUUCAGUCUGUUUAUAUUUUUAGUGAAAUGCAUAAUUUAAGAGAAUGUCUGUAGGUCAUUUUUAUAACUGAUGCUCUAGAAAGGCCAGUGAUUAAUAAUGUUUUAAUAAAUGCUUUGUUCAGAUCAACAGUUAAA